AUGCGAACGCUCCCCAACUGUGCGUCUACAAAUCCACAGGUGAGGAUCGCAGUCCGAGUGGGAGCGCGCCCGAGCACAGCUGGCGGCCCCGCGCGUGAGUCCUGCGCCAGGCACCCUGUCCCCAAGGAGCCGGGCCGACGGAAUCGGACAACGUUCACGGCGCAACAGCUGAGCGAACUCGAAGCGCUGUUUCAAAGGACGCACUACCCUGACGUUUUCCUUCGGGAGGAAGUCGCGUGCAGGAUAAACUUGUCGGAGGCUCGUGUGCAGGUCUGGUUCCAGAACCGCCGAGCCAAGUGGCGGAAGCAGACUCGGAUGCAGUUCGUGCAGGACGCGUGGCGGCUCCGCUACCUGGGCCUGUCCCCCCCGCGUGGCUCACCCGCUCCCCGCCCCGGAGGCCACGCCAGCCCCCCGCAUGGGCGGAGCCAGGCCGCUCUCCCGUCGCCGCCCCUCCCCUCCCGCCAAGCUCCGCCUCCGAGUCCACGGCGGGCGGAGACCGGGGCUCAAGCUCCGCCCCCCGCUCGGCCUCGCCCGCCAACACUCCGCCGACCGACCUCAGCACGUCCGACCGCCUCAGCGCUGCCUCCAGGUGAGUCUCGGCCGCCGUUCGGGAUGCCUCUUACCAACCGGCUUUGGGCAUUCCAACCUGAUAUCCCUUCGAACUCCAAAUCAUGCCGACGCCUGGGAGCUGCCGUGGCAACGCUCAGGUGGCGAGGCGAAGAACACGUGGGCUGCCUGGGCCCCGGACUCUGCCCCUGCCUCAACCACACGCCCCUGCCGGAACACCCGCUCCUGCCGCGCCUCUCGCUGCCCAUGCAACUCCACACCCACGCCUCUCAGGCGGAGAGUCGCCCGGCGUCGCCCGAGAAGCGGCCGCCGCACAGAGAGGCGUCCGAGCUCCCGAAGGCGGCGGACGAGAGCGACGACAACGACGAGGAACUCACGGUCACGCCCGACAGCGAGGACGACCUCACUCCCACCGACCUGUCCUCGAGCGCAACGGCCGCCGCCGCUGCCGCUGCUGCUGCGGCCGCCGCUGCAGCUGCCGCGGCCGCUGCUGCGAAAUAAUUUAUAUCUAGCUGUCUAGAUGUCGAUAAACCACCCGAAUUUUCGGACCGAUGCUUCGAACGACCGGCCAAGAGUCUCGACUCCUCUUGCCGUGUUUCCUUCGCCAUCCCGACCUCACCGUCACACUUCCACGCUCUCUGACACGCAGCAUCCAACAGAAACCCGACAACGACCAGCCGACACACACAGCAUUCCAGCAGACAGAGACACAGACACAGACCAAAAAGGCGUUCCGACCUCUUACGAAUUCGUCUUACACGCCUUCAACCUCUCCAAAAAAAACAACAAAACCAAAACCACAAUGAACGAAGACCACAUAACAUAACACCAACAAACAGAAUAAUAACGAAAGUCAUAACACGUGUGCUUCUUUGUAAAUAUCCGCACUUGUUAUUUUCUGUCGUGAUGCAUCGCUAGGCCAGCCAAAGAUUCGAGUUUUAAGCUUACUGUAAGUUACGUUCACUGGUCGCAGUGACUCCACAGAAAGAGUUUAGUGAGGUAUGUAUAUAGUAGAUGUUGAUGAUCAGUGCUUUGUGUGUCAGAUGUCUGUCUGUAAACCCCUGUCGUUAUGACAUGAUAAAUAAACAGUUU
Molecule: messenger RNA, 1659 nt
Organism: Penaeus vannamei (Pacific white shrimp)
Lineage: Eukaryota; Metazoa; Arthropoda; Malacostraca; Decapoda; Penaeidae
Source: RefSeq, a predicted model, not a curated record